Pelagomonas calceolata is the source of this 1891-nucleotide messenger RNA. The record is from the annotation of a GenBank genome assembly. Lineage: Eukaryota; Pelagophyceae; Pelagomonadales; Pelagomonadaceae.
GGUCGUCCAGCGGGGAGACGAAUCGGACUCUCUACGGCCGCAGAGGGCAACGCAAGCCGAGAGGGUAGGCCAGCGAGUCCAGCCACAGCGCAAGCCGCGAGCUGCGCCAGCCAGCGAGCCGCAGGAGCCGCCUAGAGCAAAAUAGACUCAGGAGACCUCCUCGGGCUACAGAGCGGUGUCUCGGGAGGACGGGCGCAUCUGUGCCGAGACACCACCCGCAGCGAGCGCAUUGUGCCGCGAGGUCACGCCGCAGCGACCAUGGCGGAAAAUAUGCGCCGCGUCGACUCCGCCGAAUUGCUCGACUUGCUAAUAGAACAGAUGGAAUUAGAAGAGACGCAGGACAAGCCCCCCACGCCGAAGAAGACGCCCUCGAAGCGCCCGCGCGAGGAGGACGCCGACCGUAAGUUGCAACCGGACGACUUCGAACCUCUCGCUUUGAUAGGGAGGGGCGCGUUCGGCGAAGUACGAUUAGUACGAAGAACAGACACGAGGCAAAUCUUCGCGCUCAAGUCCAUGCUCAAGAGCGCCAUGGUCGCCAAGAACCAGGUAGCUCAUAUAAAAGCGGAGCGAGACAUGCUGGCCCUGUCCGAAGACCCGUCCAUAGCCAUGUUAUAUGAUUCCUUCCAGACGCAGUCCCACCUAUACAUGGUCAUGGAGUUUCUGGCCGGUGGGGACUUGAUGUCUCUACUAGUCAAGUUAGAUACACUCCCAGAAGACGCCUGCAAGUUUUAUAUCGCGGAGAUCGCCCAAGCUAUCCAGGCGGUCCAUGAUCAUGGGUUUGCGCACCGCGACGUCAAGCCCGACAACGUGUUGUUAGGUGGAGAUGGGCACGUCAAGCUCACGGACCUAGGAUUAUGUGCUCGUGUCACGCGUUCUGAACAGACACCCAUCCAGCCCACGGCCACAUAUCCUACUUUUACCGAACGGGGCGACGCGACGCCGCCGCGGCCGCCACCAUCUCCUGCAGAGUCGCCAGGGUUCGGCGAGAGCGACGACACGCCGAGAAAAAGACCUCGGGAUCUGGCUUAUAGCACAGUGGGCACGCCGGACUACAUCGCACCCGAAGUCUUGCAACCAAAAGUAGGGUACGACUUCGCCUGCGACUGGUGGAGUUUAGGUGUCAUCAUGUACGAGUGCCUUGUUGGUUAUACACCCUUCUACGCCGACGAUGCCCGAAGGACCUGUCGCAAAAUCCUGGAUUGGCGGCGGCAUCUGGCCUUGCCGCGGGACGCGCGGGCGCGCCUGUCGACGCGCUGCGUGUCUUGUUUAGCCGCGUUAUUGGCGGAUGCUCGAGAUAGAUUAGGUGGAACAAAUGGUUUGGAAGAUUUGAAGCGGCACGAGUGGUUAAGAGACGUGGAGUGGGACCAUCUUAGAGAAAGACCGGCGCCCUACGCGCCGGCGGGCGGCGCCGAGGUCGCCGCUCUGUUGGAGGAAUUGUCCAAUGUGAAGUUGGAUGAUGCGCGCUGCGAGGGCCUCGUCCAGGCCGUGACGGCGAACUUCGACGGCGUGGCCGUCGGCGCGGCGGCGGCCUGGGGCUCGUCCACGACCGCGCCGGGCGCGCGGACGCGGCGCGCGCCGGGCCAGCCCGCCACCACUCCAAAGCCGCCGUCCGUGCCCGACGACGCGUUCCUCGACUAUACUUAUAGAAGACGCCGCGCGCCCGGGGCCGACGACCCCGCGGCCGUCGAGCGGGCGCGGGCGUCGCUCGAGACGCUCGCGAAGCGGCCGACGCUCCGGGAGAAGUCGCGCUCGGCGGGCUCCGUCGGCGAGGUCGUGGUGGAGGUCGGCGUCUGAGACCUGCGCGCCAACUUCGGUGCCCCGAUUAGCGCGGCGCGCGGGCGCAAAACGCGUUUGGGCUCGACCCUGUUUACUAGUAAAGACUUUCCAUGUA